CUGUAUAUAGCCCAAGAGUUUAUGCCAUUUUCAUUUCUGGCAUAGCAGGGGAAAUUGUACCCUCUAUGUGGGCCUUGAUAAAUCAUUUAAGCCAGAUUUGUAAAACAUCUUUAAGGACUAAUUCUACGCCAGAAGUUCCACCUUGUGUGUGUUACACCCCUCUGCAGCCAAUAAAUAGUGGCAAAUUAAUGUGAUUUGACGUGACAGUAAGUGUUAUAACAAAGAUGGAGAAUGCGUCUUGAAAGCCAACGAUUCCUUUAAACAACUGUGGAGGCAAGCUGAUGUCGACGGUGUUUUACAGAAAAGGGCAGCACAUGUCUGGUUUUGGAAGAAUCUGGAAUGUCCCUCCUCCUGAGCCUGUGCCAGCUUCUUUUACCCCUUCCCUGCGCCCCUCCCCUGACACGUACCACUUGACAGUUCCUAAUAUAGUUCCCAACUGCUUUGUAGGAAAGGGUAACAAACGGAGCGGAGUCACCAACAUUUUGAGCGUGCUGCUUUGAAAACAACUUUUUCAUGGACACACAACAGAAUCAUGGAGCCUCCCUCACAGGUGUCAUUCCCAGAAAAGAAGCAGGAAAUACAGAAACAAGACGCCGAUGCCACGGUCUACAUGAAUUUCAUGAAAAGUCACUGCUGCUAUGACGCCAUUCCAACCAGCUGUAAACUGGUUAUAUUUGAUACCACACUACAAGUGAAAAAGGCCUUUUUUGCACUGGUGGCAAAUAGCUUGAGGGCUGCGCCUUUAUGGGACAGCAAGUUACAGAGAUUUGUAGGUAUGCUGACUAUUACAGAUUUCAUCAACAUCCUCCAUUGCUAUUACAAGUCCCCUAUGGUUCAAAUGUAUGAGCUGGAGAGCCACAAGAUUGAGACAUGGAGAGAUGUCUACUUACAGUCUUCCAAUCACUUCCUCAUUAGUAUUUCUCCUGCAGCCAGCCUCUUUGAUGCCAUCUAUUCCUUACUUAAAUAUAAGAUCCACAGGCUGCCAGUCAUCGACCCCGAGUCUGGAAAUGUCUUGCACAUUCUGACCCACAAAAGAAUCCUAAAGUUCCUCCAUAUAUUUGGAAAAAGAGUUCCCAAGCCUGCAUUCAUUCGAAGGCAGAUCCAGGAGCUUGGGAUCGGAACUUUCAGGAACAUCGCCACUGUUCAGCAAACAGCAACGCUUUACGAUGCCCUCUCCAUUUUUGUGGAAAGGCGGGUGUCUGCACUGCCUGUGGUGGACGAACAAGGCAAAGUGGUGGCACUCUACUCUAGAUUUGAUGUGAUUAAUCUAGCAGCCCAGAAGACUUACAACAAUCUGGACAUGACUAUGCAGGAGGCCAUUCGCAGACGCGGAUGUUUUGUUGAGGGAGUAAUCAAGUGCUAUCCCGAUGAAACCUUGGAAACCAUCAUAAACCGUAUAGUCAAAGCUGAGGUCCAUCGGCUGGUCCUGGUGGACAGGGCUGACGUGGUGAAGGGCAUCAUGUCUCUGUCUGAUCUGCUGCAGGCCAUGGUCUUAACCCCUGCAGGUAUUGACGCCCUUUUGUCCUAGCACCAGGGGACAGAGGGUACCCUUCCCUCCUUUACCACCUGUGUAGGCUUGAGUCCUGGCCAGUGUGCCCAGCCAGGUAGACUCUGGAGCCCAUCCCGCCCACAACAACCCCCUCCCACGCACCCAGAGGCCUUGACCCCACAUGUCAGCUUUUCGUGUGUUUCUCAGCGCAAUUUUAAAAAAACAUGCUGCUUUCACAUUCGCUCCACUGUUAUGUGCAAAUGACCAAAUCUUGCACACAAACCCACAGACAUGCAUGUGGUCUCACUCACACAACCCCGGCUGCUUGACUGAUGCUUUGCAAGCACGGAUCAUGUAGAUUUUGUGAGGAUACUCAUGAUAGUUGCUGGGUAGAAUCAUAGUAGCUUUUGCUUAUGUCUUUCAGGAAUCAACUUGUGACUCAAAUGAAAGAUCACAAGUGGAAGAAAAAUUCCCUGGGUGUGCUGCUGUUUACAUUAAGAUGCCUUCCCUGAUUUAUGUGCUGUAUUCAAGUACCAAUGGACAGUGAG
Siniperca chuatsi (mandarin fish) is the source of this 2037-nucleotide messenger RNA. RefSeq names its product protein kinase, AMP-activated, gamma 3a non-catalytic subunit (gene prkag3a). Lineage: Eukaryota; Metazoa; Chordata; Actinopteri; Centrarchiformes; Sinipercidae. The coding region runs from base 533 to 1528 and encodes 331 amino acids. The transcript has 12 exons. The record is from RefSeq and is a predicted model, not a curated record.